UCCGGCGGCUUUUCUGCACCCACCCUCUUCCUACUUCGCAUCGCUCUCGAUCAAAACUUGGAGCUACCCGAGACGCAGCUCAGUUUGUCGGACAGAGUUGGAAAUCAUUGGAUUCAUUGCCCCCUCCCAUCAGCCUGCUGCCAUGGACUACACAAAAACCCAGGCGACGGGCAGCUCGGUUGACAUGGAGAAGGAUAUAAACGACAGUUGGGCGAAGUUCCAGAAGAAGCUCGAUCUCAGCAGUAGUUUUGGUUACCUUGUCAAUGGCUUGCACAGAGACCUCGUUUCCGCGCUAAAGAGGGCCUCCGAACAGGGCGUCAGGGAGGAAGAGGCAUCGCGCCAGAUUUCCCGCUUCCUGUUUCCGGUCGACGAAGAGAAAAGAUUAGACCGAAAGAAGGACAGGUACAGAAACGCGGCGGAAGACAAGAGCAUUAUGGACGACUGUGUUCGCUGGGUGAUCCUCUCUGCUGCUGUGACCCCCGACAGUAAUGACCAAGAGCAGAAUAUUUUGGACACAAUACUGCGGGAGAGAGGCUAUCUUGCCUUUGAGAACAUUAACCACGAACCCAUCAAGAACAGCUGCCGGUCGAAAGCUCAUCAGGAUAAAAGCCUCAAGAGCGAGAAGUCAACCAUCUUUCACCAGGCGAUCAGACACAGGAACGCAAAGGCCAUCGAGAUCAUCCUUUCCAGGGGCAAGGACUUCUGCGAUAAGGUCCGCACCGGCACGGUCCCACGCAGAGAUGGCGCUUUCUGGCCUGCUGAAGAUGCUGCGAGUCCCAAACUUGACCUGCUGCUGCAUGUGGCGGGGCACAAAGACAAGCACGCAAACACCGCGCUAGACAUCUUGGCGGAGGAUAUCGACGAACAGUAUACUUUCGAGGCGUUGAAGACACUCCUCGACAAGCUCCCCGGCCUCGUGGAGAAGGCCGACAAAUUGUUCGAGACGGCUCUCGAAAACGACAAGUUCGAGAUUGCGGCGAAACUCCUCGAGCCCAAGGAGGGCCAAAAGCUAUUCGCCACGAGCAAGUACAUCAAGAAAGCCCUGGCGAAAGUGACCCCGGCCGACGAAGAGAGCUCUGGGAACCCGCGAAUGAAGAUGGUUCAGGACCUCCUCUCGCACGCGGGGACGGAGGCUAGGUUUAACAUCGAGGUGCUGGGCAAUUUGAUACACCACGGGCUGAUGAAGACGUGGGACACGAUAGCUAAGGACGUGCCCGAGGAGUGUCAACGCCGUCUGCUUCACCUCGCCGUUUUGCGUCGGAACUUCGAGUUUGCGAGAAGGUUUCUGAAGGAAUACCCUAAGUUGGCGAAGGAAAAAGUCAGUUUCCCCGAGUUCCACAAAUCGCUCGACAGUACGGCAAUAGAAGAGGGGUUCUAUCCUCUGUGGUACAACAACAAACAAUGGGACGAGGGCAAGAGGGGCUGGGUUGACUGCAAGGGAGAUAAAUCCAUACGCUCCCUUAUCGUUCAUCACACCAUCAGAACCGAGAAGAAAAUGCAAGAUCUGGCCAUCACUUUCCAAAAAUCAGGAGAGCCAGCAAAGGAUCUCUGUUUCGACCUCUCCGGCUUCACUUCCAAGCGGUAUCAGGUAUCAGACUUGGUCGAGUCGCUGACCGACGACGAGAAGAAGCUGGUCGAGUACGAGGAGACUUUACGGUAUGUUGAGUUGCCACCGCUCGACCUGAACGCCGAAAAGUGGGAGACGUUCCACGAAAAUAAAUACCUGGCAGUUGAGCACAGGGAAGCUUUCAAAAUCCUGAAGUGGCUCCGCAACAAGCACCAGGUGCAAAACAUUAUCAGCCUCAAGGUGCCUGACCGUCUGAUCAACCCGCACGACGAGUGGGCGAUCGCCGCAGAAGUGAAGAAGUUCAAAGUCGAGAAUCUCGACUGGCGCUUCCUCGAUAUGUCUAUAUACGUCCUGGAGGAAGGAGAGGUCCGGGAUAGGAUCCGGGAGCUCGACCUAUACGCGAGCGGAAAGCAUGCGCCAAUCAGACACUGGCUGAGCAGCGAAGGUGUCCAGUCGCUCCGCAACCUCCGGAUUCACGUCAUACAGGAAAUGGGGAGUGAGCAGUUCUGUGAAGCCACCGUCAAACGCAUUAAAGAGGAGUUCGAGUUCCUCGAGCCGAGGGUUAGUGUGACUGUGCUUGCGGAGUUUUGGAAUGGACGGCCAAAACAACCCAACCUAAACGAAUUGGCUCAGCGGGUGGCUCCCCAGCUAUCCCAGUUCAUCCGGAGCUACCGUAUGUUGGCGCACACAAGACGCCAAGAAGAUCCAAACAAGGGCUUCAUGCCGAUCAAAGUGGCGAUCAUUGAUAAUGGCAUCCUCAGCAUAGCACCCAAGGCGCAGGACAAACUGCGAGCGGCGUCCGGCGUCGGCAAGGAGCAGCGACCCAAGAGUGGUUCAACCAAAGACCAGCCCAACAACCAGGACAACGCCAACCGACCUGCCGGCAAGGAAAACAGCAGCAGCGACUGGGCCGAAUUCUUUGGCGACAAUAGUCUGUCAUCACGGAUCGAGCUCGGCUGUUCCUUCGUCGGCGAGACGGCCAAGCUCAGCCCCUGGUCCUUCGCUUCCAACCCCCACGGAACGCAAAUGGCCAACCUGAUUUGUGCCAUCGACCCGCUGUGCAAGCUCUACGUGGCCAAGGUGGCGGACGGCAUGAGUGGGAUAAAGCCCGAGAGGGUAGCGAGGGCUAUCGAAUGGGCGAUCUCCAAGGGGGUCGACGUAAUCUCUAUGAGCUUCACCAUGCUUGACAGUCACGACGAUCUGAAGACUCAGAUGAACAUAGCCAACACGAAGAAUAUUGUCAUGGUCUGCAGUUACCACGACGAAGGGUCCAGGGUGUUCGAGGCGUGGCCGGCGGCCCAUCAGUCGAGCUCAAAAAUGGUCAUUGCAGCUUGCGACAAGUACGGCAAGCUUAUCCGGGACGUGGCGGAGAACGACAAGCCGCUUUACGAUUACAAGGUGGAGGCCGUCGACGUCCCCGCGGGCGCCAUCCCGUUCCUCGACUCAAAUGACCGCAUCUCGGGCAGCUCGGUGGCCACCGCGCUGGUGGCGGGCUUGAGUUCCCUGAUCCUGUCGUGCUACCGGCUCGCCCACCCACAACUGUCCGCGAACACGCGCUAUCAACAGCAGAAGAUGCCUAUCGAUAUCAUAAAGGAGCACCUGGAUCGGAUGAGGAACGGGCCGGCCGACAAAUAUCUCCUCCUCGAGAAUUUUGCCAAGACCAAAGAGCAGAGCAAGGAUGGCAGCAUCCUCGGACCCAGCGAUGUCUUCGCGGAGUUGUUCGGUCUGAAAAAGCAGGUGCGGCUUGGGGCUUGACAACGAGCAGUAAGCAUAGGCGGCAUCAUAGGCCUGGACUAGCCAUUGAUCUGUACUUUUUUUUUCUAUUUCUUUUGCUUCUUGUUUCUUAUGGCCUCUUUCCUACGUAAUGCUGGUGACAGGUGCCCUAGCAGCCUAGCUUGUCUACUCGCUGCCCCCCCCCAAUCGGCCCAGCGAGUAGGCACUGGGCAACUAGACACCCAGUCAAUUUGGCACUCCUUCUUUCGGAAUAAUUCUGCCAGUGACGCUCUAUUAUAAGUAUUUAAGUGACAAUGCCUUUGAUUGGGCAGCAGUCCUGCUGUGCGGCAAGUUUAACCGUCCACGGAUUACUCUUGAAGGAGGAAAUUCCAACGUCGAGAUUCGCAUUAGGCUGAAACUUGCGGUCACCUCCUACACACAGUU
This is a messenger RNA of Chaetomium strumarium, 3724 nucleotides long. RefSeq lists its product as uncharacterized. Gene Ontology annotation, biological process: proteolysis. Gene Ontology annotation, molecular function: serine-type endopeptidase activity. Bases 143 to 3322 code for a protein of 1059 amino acids. The record is from RefSeq and is a predicted model, not a curated record. NCBI's taxonomy places the organism in Eukaryota, Fungi, Ascomycota, Sordariomycetes, Sordariales, Chaetomiaceae. The transcript has 7 exons.